UGAUUCAGCUGAUUAGGCAGGAAGUCUAUAAAGUGCUUCAGCUCCACUGUGUUCUGGAUCAUUUAGUCAUGGUGACUCAUCUGUACCUUGGUGUGAUACUUCUGGCUGGUUUUGCAGCAACUGUUGCAAAUGCAGAUAUCAAAGUAGACUGUGGGAAAGACUCCGUGAGCGUCACAUGGAGGAUCAAUCCGGAGAUGGUGCCGUAUGCAUCUCGAUUGUUCCUGGGAAGCUGCAUGCCAUCUAACCUCCAUGUUCUGCCCACUGGACAGGGGGAGGUCACGUUCCACUACCAGUACAAUGAGUGCAAGAUGAAAAAACUGCUGAAAGGAAAACACAUCAUCUAUCAAACUGAAAUGAGUUACAGGCCACAGGCAAAGCCGAAACCUGCAGCAUUUGUGCAACCCAUCAAAUGUGUCAUUAAAAGACCAGGGGACUGGGUUCCACAUUUCCUGAACCCUGGAUCAGGUCUUUCUGAAGGUCGCAGCGGGCUGGUCUUCCAUAUGGCACUGCUCAACGAGCAAAUGACCGGCAUAGCAAAGACAAACAUCAUCACUCUGGGCUCAUUCAUGCCGAUAUGGGCAGCAGUGGAGCAGAAGUCCCAUCAGCCACUGCUGCUGCUCAUGGAGGAGUGUGUUGCCGCCACCACAGCAGAGCUGCAGUAUGGCAGCCAGGUUUACCCCCUCAUCAGCAAUAAGGGAUGUCUUUUGGAAAGCGUCAGAGGAAACUCCAAAUUUUUGCCUCGAUAUCACACUUCAGCCAUCAUUCUCUACCUACAGUCCUUCAAGUUUGGUCUCGGAGAGGAGGUCUACAUCCACUGUAAACUGGUUGCAUGGGAUCCUGAAAGUCUUGAUGAAUCCAAAAAAACUUGCCAUUUUGUAAAGGAGACUGAAAGUUGGGAGCUACUCGAUGACCCACUUCAGAGUUCCCUCUGCAGCUGCUGUGAAUCAACCUGCAAGUCUCGUGCCAAAAGAGGAGUUCACUGGGCAUCCGGCAGCUUGAGUCACAAUUCUGUGGUGGGGCCCCUCAUCAUAGUGGAAAGGCCUGACUUGAAGGCCAACAGCACAUCAGUGGGUUCUGCUUCUGCAGCUGACGUUCAGAUGAAAAGCUCAGUCCAAGCUGAUGGAGACUCUGGACCAGUAGCAGAUUAACUCAAGCUUUAGACCUACAAAACCAGGACAUUGGCUAUACAUGAUCUCUGCUUUUGUCUGAAGAUAUAUAUUAGAACCUGUCUAAGUAAUUAUCAAACUUUAUAUUAUCUCUAAAUAAAUCAUGGAUAAACUGCA
This is a messenger RNA of Amphiprion ocellaris (clown anemonefish), 1283 nucleotides long. It is a transcript of the gene zp3f.2, whose product is annotated as zona pellucida glycoprotein 3f, tandem duplicate 2. Gene Ontology annotation, molecular function: acrosin binding. NCBI's taxonomy places the organism in Eukaryota, Metazoa, Chordata, Actinopteri, Pomacentridae. The transcript is spliced from 10 exons. The record is from RefSeq and is a predicted model, not a curated record. Bases 69 to 1148 code for a protein of 359 amino acids. Gene Ontology annotation, biological process: positive regulation of acrosome reaction; binding of sperm to zona pellucida; egg coat formation. Gene Ontology annotation, cellular component: extracellular matrix.